CAAUCAGCAUCCGGAACAGAUGUAAAAUGGAGUUCCAGCUUAAACUGGUAAUCAUCGCCUGCACGCUACUGUCUGUAGUAAAGGCGCUAAGCAAUAGUGGAAACCAAACAAAUUGCUACAAUGACGAGCGAAGUCAUCGUUCACAUUACGCAUCGAAAACAGCCUACGAAGUGAUGCGGCCUCACUUCGGAAAUCGAGAGCUCAGCCAUCGAGGCUGCAAACCUCAAAAGAUUUGGCUGCUUAGUCGACACGGAACACGGCUACCCGGAAAAAAGGAUAUCAGAGUUAUGUCUAGUGAACUGAGUGGCCUACGGGAUUCAAUUCUGGAAAAUAUAGAGCUUUCCAAAGUUGAUUCACACACGAUAUGCCCAUCCUAUUUGAAACGAUUGGAAACUUGGCAAUGGAAUAGUAGCAUAACUCUUGAUCGCGAAUCAUAUCUAACGGAGCAAGGAUGGAACGAUCUCAAGUCACUGGCCAAACGGAUGAAGAAACGUUUUCCUAAAAUUUUCUCCAAGCGAUAUUCUCAAGCAAAUUAUCUGUUCCGGCAUACAAACACCCAACGCACGGAAGCCAGUUUCAAAGCAUUCAUUGAGGGCCUAUUCGGCCCAGAUGCUGACGGUUCCAUUAAGGCAGAAUGUGAACCAAAUGAAGACACACUUCUGAAACCGUACGACUCGUGUCCGGCGUACCAGCAUAACGAGAACCGAAUCAAGAAAACCGACUCGGAGUUGAAUAGGUUUCUUCGAUCACGCGUGUAUUUGCAAACCGUGUCAGACAUUUCCACUCAGCUUGGUUUUGCCUCCAAUCUGAGCUCCAGCCAGAUCGAAGCCAUGUGGGAUGCCUGUCGGUACGAGCAAGCAUGGCAGCCACGACAAUCGAGUCCUUGGUGCGGUGUAUUCAACAGAAGGCAGGUUGAAGUGUUGGAAUACAAGGAAGACCUCAAGUACUACUAUCAGAACAGUUACGGAUAUGCGAAAAGUGCUGAUUUGGCUUGCUUCACUGUGGCGGAUAUGAUACGGAAUUUUGAACCUAAAAACGAUCCUAGGGUUGUAGCUUAUUUUACCCAUGAAUCGGAGAUUCAAAUUUUCUUGACUGCUUUGGGAGCACUCAAAGAUAGAACUCCAUUGAAAGCAAACAAUUUUAGGUCAAUGGGCAAACGUCAAUUCAAAUCCAGCAUUUGGACACCAUUUGCUGCUAACGUGAUCGCUGUAAAGUACGACUGCCGAGAACAUGGAGACUCUUCGGUAAAAAUUGGAUUCUUUCUUAAUGAACAACCUUUAAGGUUGGAUUGGUGUCGUGGCCGGCUAUGCAGUUGGCAUAAGGUUGUGCAACGUUACAAGCGGUCCAUUAACGGAGACUGCUCUGUGUUGUAUUGCCGUUGAGAAAUAAAAAAGAAAUUUCAUAACUGGAGAAAAUGUUUUCAACCGGACGGUGUUU
This is a messenger RNA of Sabethes cyaneus, 1437 nucleotides long. RefSeq names its product multiple inositol polyphosphate phosphatase 1-like. The transcript is spliced from 4 exons. NCBI's taxonomy places the organism in Eukaryota, Metazoa, Arthropoda, Insecta, Diptera, Culicidae. The coding region runs from base 27 to 1382 and encodes 451 amino acids. The record is from RefSeq and is a predicted model, not a curated record. Gene Ontology annotation, molecular function: inositol phosphate phosphatase activity; acid phosphatase activity.